Molecule: messenger RNA, 1954 nt
Organism: Triticum dicoccoides
Lineage: Eukaryota; Viridiplantae; Streptophyta; Magnoliopsida; Poales; Poaceae
Product: ATP-dependent zinc metalloprotease FTSH 5, mitochondrial-like
Exons: 3
Coding region: 168-1937 (589 amino acids)
Biological process (GO): proteolysis; protein import into chloroplast stroma
Cellular component (GO): chloroplast
Molecular function (GO): metalloendopeptidase activity; ATP hydrolysis activity; ATP-dependent peptidase activity
Source: RefSeq, a predicted model, not a curated record
AGUCAGAACCGGCGCGCAAUUUUUUUGGCAACUUGUUUUCUCUAGGAGGAACUGCUAAGUCAGAACCAGCGCGCAAUUUUUUUGGCAACUUGUUUUCUCCAGGAGGAACUGCUAAGUCAGAAUCGGUCCACCCGUCCAAACCAUUGGACAUAGCUUUUUGGACUGUGAUGGGGACCACUGCAGCCUAUCUUGGUCUUGUGCUCUAUGCUAUGCUUAACAGAUCGGAUGAGCUAGGCACAGAUGAAGAAUAUCGUAAUUUUUCUAUCAAAGUGUUGGAUGAUUCGAACAAGGGGGUCACUGGAAAAGGCCGUACCUUGGAUGAAGUGAACAAAGUGUUGGAUGAUUCGAGUAAGGGGGUCACUGGAAAAAGGCGUACCUUGGAUGAAGUGAACAAAGUGUUGGAUGAUAUAAUCAAAGCCGUGGAAGAUUUGAAGAAGGCGGCCACAAAUUCAAGUGCAAAGCCCAGUGAUGUCAGUGGAAAAGGCGGUAACUUUGAUGAUGUGAACAAAGGGACCACAGAUUCAAGCAGGAAGUCCGGUUACAUUGACGCCAAAAAAGGUAGCGUGUCGAUGAAAUCAACCACGGGAUUCCGUGGUGUCAAGGGAGUUGACGAAGCAAAAGCUGAGCUCGAGGACUUAGUUCACUACCUAAGGAAUCCCAAGCAUUUCACGAGCCUUGGUGGCAAGCUUCCAAAGGGUGUUCUGCUCGCUGGCCCACCAGGCACAGGGAAGACCAUGUUGGCGAGAGCUGUAGCCGAGGAAGCUGGCGUCCCAUUCUUUGCACGCAGUGGCAGCGAGUUCGAGGAGAUGUGGGUGGGUGUUGGGCCUAAAAGAGUGAGGGAGCUCUUCAGUGAAGCAAAGAAGCAAUCCCCUUGCAUCAUAUUCAUCGAUGAAAUCGACACCAUCGCUGGGCAAAGGCAAGUAAAUGACAUAAAUGGGGCGAGGGAAACUCUGAACCAGCUGCUCGUCGAGAUGGAUGGCUUCAAGCAGAAUGAUGGUAUCAUUGUUCUCGCAGCGACCAACUUCCCACAGUCGCUAGAUAAAGCCGUUAUUAGACCCGGGCGUUUUGACCGUCAUGUUCAGGUUCCUAAUCCAGAUGUUGAGGGCCGGCGGCAGAUCCUAGAGGCUUGUAUGUCAAAGGUCAAAGCCAAGGGUGUGGAUCUGAUGACCAUUGCAAGGGGGACACCGGGAUUCUCAGGUGCAGCCCUUACAAACUUGGUGAACGAGGCUGCUCUGAAGGCUGCCAAGGAUGGGUCGGAAGCUGUUACGAUGGAUCACAUUGAAUAUUCCAAGGACAAGAUCAUGAUGGGCAGCGAGCGCAAAUCGGCGGUGAUACCUGAUAACUGCAGGAACAUGACUGCGUACCACACGGGAGGAAGGGCCCUUGUUGCUAUCCACACGGAUGGCGCUCACCUUAUCUACAAGGCUACCAUUAUCCCGAGGGGAAACUCUCUUGGCAUGGUGAUCCAGAUGCCCGAGGAAGAAGAUGCCUAUAAAUUCUCAAGGAAGAAGAUGCUAGCGAAAUUGGACGUCCUCAUGGGCGGCAAGGUGGCCGAGGAGGUUAUAUUUGGAGAGAGCGAGGUGAGCUCUGACGCCUUGUCUGGUCUAAGAGAGGCGACUCAGCUGGCGACAGACAUGGUCACCAAGUAUGGAAUGAGCCAGCGGAUCGGCCCUGUUUGCUAUGGCAACAAUGAUGGGAAGCAGACGGCGACCUUGAGUUGGCAAGCGACAGCCCUGGUCGAUGAGGAGGUGAAAGAAUUACUGGUCAAGGCUCGCAAGAACGCGGAAAAUAUUAUCACGGCGCACCGCAACGAGCUUAAUGUGCUAGCCGACGCCCUUCUCGAGCAUGGAACUCUCACCGGAGACCAGAUCAAGCAGUUGGUAAAUGGUCCUAAAAUUAGUAAUGUGCAGAAUCAGGAAACACCAUCUUCAUCCUAACCCAAGCAGUGGAGAUG